Closterium sp. NIES-67 is the source of this 1419-nucleotide messenger RNA. The record is from the annotation of a GenBank genome assembly. Lineage: Eukaryota; Viridiplantae; Streptophyta; Zygnematophyceae; Desmidiales; Closteriaceae.
CACACGCGCACCAUCAGGCUUGGUCGGAAACAAAUAUGGAGACACCACCUGCAGAGGGGAUUCGGCUUCGGUAAUUGUCAGCAACCAGUCUGCAAGUUCGUGACUGCCUAGAGACUAGUGACUUGCGGCGCGUCGUUGCGCUACCGGACCAUGGGCGUCGCGGGCGCUGCGCGCGCGAACAAGUUCCCUCCCGGCGCUCCGUGCGCCAUUCCCUCGCAUCCUCGGCGCCUCAGACCAGCUCCUGCGUUUAUCGAUAGUAGGAGACUUUGGCGCAGAUCGCCCUGAGUUCGUUAUUGAGGUCGUGAUUUGGAUAAUACGCGCCUUGAAGCGGAGCAUACAGCAUCAUCGUUAGACAACGCCACGAGUCGAGUGCAAGACCACGUAAGACCGCAUACGACUGCAUAAGACCGCGUAGCACCACGUCCUUGCGCCCGACGAAUUCCCAAUCCUGGGCCAAGUAUCCCUGAGCUCGUUUGCGGCGGUUUGCCUCCCUCCGCCUCGCUCCUCGGCUACCAUCGAUUGCUUCUAAACCUCCGUUCCCAGUCGACGCAGAAAACGCCACGAGGCGUGUUCGCUUUCCACGGUUUUCGUUUAGCCUCGAAGGCCUCCCAUCUCCCCAUAGCUCAUCGAGUCGUCCGCCAAGUUACCUGGUUACCAGAUUGCGCCGCAAGCUUCUCUGAGAGCUCCCCUUCGCCAGCUCCGUCCUUCGUGGCCUCCCCUCGCUUCACGAUCUGCCCCCUCUUCACCCACCCUCACCCACCGUCACCCACCCUCACCCACCCUCACCCAACUCGCUGCAAGAUACUGCUGCGAGAUAUUCUCACCUGCCUCUGCUGCAAGAGACUACCGCUAGCUGCAUGUCUUCUCCGAGCUCGCACCUCCGCUGAGCCAAUCCAAUCCAACUAAAGACCUUUUCGCCCUCAGGUCGUCUGAAGAGCGAUGGCAGCGAGCAGCAGCGGCGUGGAUGCUCUCGAGCGGAACCUGGUCGACUGCCAGCAGAGGAGGCAGCAGGCAGAUGCUGCGCUUACUCAGCUGCUCGCACAAGCCCUGCAGCAGCUGUGCAGCCAGUCAGCCGAAGCCACGUCACUGCGGGGAAUGCUGGAUGCGAUGCGAGCAGUGAACGUGAAGCUGGCGGCACAGAUCAAGGGAUUUGAGAAGGCGGAAGCUAGAGUGAAGGAGCUUGAGGGCUACUGGCGGCGAGAGCGAGGGAGCAUGAGAUGCUGGUUGCGCUGCAAGCAGUGAAUGGGGAGCUGCUGGUGCGGGUCAAGGCGCUUGAGAAGGCGGAGGAGAGGCUGCAGGAAAACGCAAGGGAGGCGGGGGGUUUGAAGAGGAGGGUUAGGGAGUGUGAGAGUCUGCUGGGUGUGAGAACGAGGAGCCUAGAGGAACUAAGUGCCGAAGUGGAGAGAUUCGAGGAGGCUG